AUGAACCUUUUUAAUUACCUCCCCGGUCCGGUAACCCCACAGAAACUACUUGAUUGCGAUGACAAAAUGUUAAAAGACCAUUUGGACGCCUACAGUCAGCUUCUCUCGUCAUGUAGAAGUUUACUCCAACAAUGGCCAAUUCUCAAACAAGAAAUCGUCACGCUGUUCACAGUCGAAGAAGGUUUCUACCUGAGCCAGGAGUGCUUGUCUAUUUUGUGCGGAUUUUUGAAAGAAGAGAGAAAUAUUUUAGCUCUGGAAGCCACGUCAUUUAUUUUACAGAAAUAUGCCAAAAGUGAUGCAAUUCUAGCCGCUAUAAUAGAUUGCUCACACAGUAUCGGCGACGGGCAAGAUAGAAUCAAACUACAAAACGAAUGGGAGAACUAUGUUCAAUACUUCAUAACGUUGCCCGAACGAGUCGCAAAUCGACUUGAAAUUAAAACUCCCAAGGAAUUCUCGCAUGAAAAUUUCUCCUAUAUUGUGGUAUUUCAAAUUGUCAGAUCUCUAGAUUUUAUGGCGGAGAGUAAUUUUUUUCAAAGUGCCCGAUAUAAUCUUGCAUGUGUCUCGCAUCUCGUUUCAAAAUUCGUUACUUACUACAGUAACACUGAGGCGUUUUUUCAUUUAAUUGAUAUUAUCAUAGCCUGGACCGAUCCAAAUAAUAAUGAUCCAUGUAAAUUCGUAAGGAGAAAACUCUUACAGACGCUAUCGCAACACUUACAUCGCAGGGCCAUUGAUAAACUCGUCGUUUAUUUGUUCAAAAGAUGUCCAAUUUACUACAAAAACGACGAACAGCCUAUUAAAACGCUACUUGGCGAUAACAUUGACUCGAGCAAAGAUUGGAACGAGAUUCUAUUGUAUAAAAUGCCUUACAAUGUUCAUUUAAAAGACUAUAAAGAUACUACAAUACAGGAAAAUUUAUUAUAUUAUGUUGCUACAAGUAAAAAAUGCAAGGAUAUUCUAUCGAAUUUGAUUCUCAGCUUAGCUAACGUCUGGGCUGAUGUUAGAUCAAAAAACGUAACUGACGUUAAUCAACAUAUGUAUACGUCUGUAUUACUGUUAUUGGCUAUUAAAUAUAGAGUAAUACUCUGGAAACAAAAUUCGGACGAUUGGGACUUUUUACAGAUAAAAACAAUUUUAAUCAGAGGCAUGUCCAAGCAUCUUGACGUCAUGACGCAAGAGUAUAGAUGUAUAGGAAUGGCCACGAUCGAGUUAAUUUUUAAAAUUCUAUCAGAUGUUGACAGCAAAGAUAGAGAAGCUGUCCAUCAGCUAAAAUUCGAUUACAAUUCUAUGGGAAAUACUUCGGUAGAAAUACACAAGGUUCUAAAAGGUGUUACAAAUAAAUGCCUCCUAGAUAAAGAACAUGUUAAACCAGCAAAUGAAUUGUCUGGGGUCAAUCUAAGUAAAAUCUUAGACCUUAUUGCAUUUAAAGUUGAUGAUGUAGAUAGACCCGUAAACAAUUCUGUUAUAACGUGUGCAGUUAAAACCUCGGAACAAACCAAAGCUAUCGUAAAAACGAUCAUAUCAGUUAAAUUGGAUGAAUUAAAAAAACAUGGGGUUGACGAGGAAUUAGAUUCAGAUGAUGAUUUACAGCCUUAUGAUAUGAGUAAUGAUGAGCCAAUGUCGGCAAAAAAGAAACCCAAUUAUUUGCGAGAUUUACUGGAAAUGAUUAGAGAUGCUAAAGAACAGGAAACCUUUGAAGUUGCCCUAGAAAGCGCUGAAGAAUUAGUCAACGAACAAAUGAAGUUCGAGCACAAAGUUCUUGCCAUAGAGUUGCUGGAUCUCUUCGUGCAUUUGGAGGAAAAGUAUCAUGUGUCCAAUUUCGACAGCAUUAGAUUCAACACAUCUGUGGCUAUAGUUUGCGCUCAUCCCAAAGACGGCGCGGAACAUCUAUGCAAAGAAAUACACACAGACAUAGGUAGAUACUCGAUUGCCACCAAAAUUUUCAUGCUAGAUGUUUUAUCCGAAGCCGCAAACAGAAUUGCAGAUGUUCGACAGACUGAGCCAAAACCUAAGACUGAAACAAAGCAAAAAACAACAGACGACGCGAUCUCAGAAGAAGUGAUUAGACGGAGAUUGAUCAACAAAACUCGAUACUUCCAUACAAAAAGACCCCACCCUUUUGCAAAAGCGAAGAAGAAUCAGUUUGCAGCGGUAGCUGACAAUUUUUUCUAUCCCCUCAUUGGGGGUUUUGGUCAUCGUCAAUUGACAUUAAGCUAUCAGAAUACGAAGCAAGACGUCGACAACAUUCUCCUUCUCAAAUACCUGUCCGUUGUAGGCAACGUGAUUUUAGCGUCUAAAAAUUGUCCAAAAGUCGCAAUUUACUGCAAGGAAAUAAUUCCAAUGAUUUUGUACAUGAGAUUUUCGCCGGAACCAAAGAUUCAGACGUGUGUAAUAUCAAUAAUAGCGUCUAUAGUGAUGGUUUUACCUCCAACUAUACUUCGGGAUGAAUUUGCCUCAAUGAUGUCAGAGAUAUGCGCCUGGCUAAUGGAUUAUUUGAAUAAUAUAGACUUGGCGAUGAAUGUUAGCGGAGCUAAAACUGAAGCGGGGUUGUUUGCCGGACAAGUGUUGCAUUUGAUCGAGAAAAAUUUGUCGAACUAA
Pieris macdunnoughi is the source of this 2595-nucleotide messenger RNA. The record is from the annotation of a GenBank genome assembly. Lineage: Eukaryota; Metazoa; Arthropoda; Insecta; Lepidoptera; Pieridae.